This is a messenger RNA of Condylostylus longicornis, 2455 nucleotides long. RefSeq names its product mannose-1-phosphate guanyltransferase beta (gene Gmppb). Gene Ontology annotation, biological process: cell wall mannoprotein biosynthetic process; GDP-mannose biosynthetic process. The transcript has 4 exons. Gene Ontology annotation, molecular function: mannose-1-phosphate guanylyltransferase (GTP) activity; GTP binding. Gene Ontology annotation, cellular component: cytoplasm. The record is from RefSeq and is a predicted model, not a curated record. Bases 291 to 1403 code for a protein of 370 amino acids. NCBI's taxonomy places the organism in Eukaryota, Metazoa, Arthropoda, Insecta, Diptera, Dolichopodidae.
CUUUUAUAAUGAACUACCCCUAUGCAUAAUAUGUACAUUGUACAAUCAAAAACAGAAAAGAAAUGCAUCGCAACAAACUAGUUAUUUUAUAAACAAUUAUUUUUGUUGGAAGAUACAUAGUAUGUUAUAGCUGACUGAAAAAAUAAGAAAUCGGAGUGAAGCUUUAGAAUAACAGAGGAAAGUAUAUGAGUGUUAAAUCAUCAGGUCUUGUGAGUAUAUUGACAAUUUAAUUUUUGUUUGCAUGACGUGUCAAUUGUAGUGUCAGAAGUGCUAAUAUAGAUAAGAAAUAGAUGUGUGGCUCCAAGAAAAUUAUGAAGAAAGGAACAAGAGCUUUAAUUUUAGUUGGAGGCUAUGGUACACGAUUACGUCCUUUAACAUUAAGUACCCCGAAGCCUUUGGUUGAAUUUGCCAAUAAGCCCAUAUUAAUACAUCAACUAGAAGCUCUUGUUGAUGCCGGCGUCCAUCAAGUUAUUUUGGCUGUCUCAUACCGUGCUGAACAAAUGGAAACUGAGCUAAAAGCGCAAGCGGAAAAGUUGGGGGUUGAAUUGUUAUUUUCUCAUGAAACGGAACCCUUAGGCACUGCCGGUCCAUUAGCAUUGGCGAAAGAUUUGCUAAGCUCAAGCUCAGAUCCAUUCUAUGUUCUAAACUCCGAUGUAAUUUGUGAUUUCCCAUUUAAACAGUUGGAAAGUUUUCAUCGUUCUCAUGGAAAAGAGGGCACAAUCGUAGUAACAAAAGUAGAAGAACCAUCAAAAUAUGGCGUAGUUUUAUAUGAUGAAUCUGGUUGCAUUCAAAGUUUUAUAGAAAAGCCGCAAGAAUUUAUAAGUAAUAAAAUAAAUGCUGGAAUGUAUAUAUUUAAUCCUUCAAUACUAAACCGAAUUGAAAUUAAGCCAACAUCAAUUGAGAAAGAAAUUUUCCCAGAGAUGGCUUCUCAGCACCAAUUAUACGCUAUGGAUUUAAAUGGUUUUUGGAUGGAUGUUGGACAACCAAAAGAUUUUUUAACAGGAAUGUGUUUAUAUUUAUCUUCACUAAGGCAAAAAAACUCCGAAAAAUUACAUAGCGGACUUGGUAUAGUAGGCAAUGUUUUAGUAGAUUCUACAGCUAAAAUAGGUGUUGGAUGUAGAAUUGGUCCUAACGUAACUAUUGGCCCUGAUGUUGUUAUAGAAGAUGGAGUUUGCAUUAAACGUUCCACGAUACUUAAAGGGUCCAUUAUAAAGUCACACUCUUGGUUGGAUUCGUGUAUUAUUGGCUGGCGUUCAGUAGUCGGCCGAUGGGUUAGAUUAGAAGGAACUACCGUCUUAGGAGAAGAUGUCAUUGUAAAAGACGAACUAUAUAUAAAUGGUGGUCAAGUAUUACCUCACAAAAACAUAGCAGCAAGUGUCCCAGACCCACAAAUAAUUAUGUAGAUAUACGAUUAUUAAUAAAUAAGGACAAAAGUUAAUUUUCUUUUAUAGUUUCUUUAUUAACAAGAAGCCAAAGUUAAAUUCUUGAGCAAAGUUAACAGGGAAUGAUGUAAUGUUAUGAAAAUUGGUCGUCAAAUAAAUACUAAGUUAGAAUUAUUUUUAAUUGUUAAAAUUAUAAAGCGCAAAUAUUAAGCACGUGAUGCUGUAAUAAUAAUGAUUAAUUUUUCAGGUAAAAAAAGGAUAUACAAAUGUAUGUAAUUUUUUAAAAAAAUGAACCAGCAUGAAUUUAAGUUCAAAAAUAAACUAAAAGCCAAUUUUAAAUGUCUAUUGAGUUCUUGCUAUAGGUCUACUAGUUUAACUUUAGGUUUAAAAAGGUUUUCUAGUUUAACUUUAUGAAAGUCUACUGGGUUAAGUUCAGCAUAACUUGAAGCUUAUUUUCUUAAUAGGCUUUAGCUAAAAAAGUAAACAAAAUAUUAAUUAAAAUGUUUGAUUGCAUCUUUGAAAAAAAAAAUUAUAAAAAGAAAAAGUUCAGUAAAAUUUAAAUUAUAAUUGGAUUUUCUAAAAGAACGCAGUUUAAACAAAAAAGUGCUAAUGAGAAUACGAAUCAAAAACAAAGUUCAUAAUAAAUUGAGAUCCGAAUAUAUGCGGAAUAAUUAAGAAAUAUUGUAUUAUGAAAUGAAAAAAUCAACUAGUAAAAGAAAAAUUUUGUAGAAUUAUAUGGAAUUUAAAAGUAAAACCAAUUAUAAUUCAAAACUUUUUCAAAUAAUAAGGAAUAUGUACUUUUAAAAUCAAUUCCAUUAAGUUCGGUAGACUUGUAUAACUACGAGAUUUUUUUUUGUAGUACAAAAAAAUUCAAAUUCAGGAGACAUUGGUAAUUGGCCCUUCAACAUUUUUUAUACCUAAUAAAUAAUUUUUAAAGAGAAUUAAUUUAUAUCAAUCUUAAAAUUUUCGAAAUUAUAAAAUGUUUUGUAAUACAUAUACAUAUAAUUGUAAUGUUUUAUAUAUUUAUAAAAAUUUGUAGUUGCAUUCCAAAAAAAGCAAUAAAGUUUUUAUCU